Messenger RNA from Strongylus vulgaris, 915 nucleotides. NCBI's taxonomy places the organism in Eukaryota, Metazoa, Nematoda, Chromadorea, Rhabditida, Strongylidae. The record is from the annotation of a GenBank genome assembly.
AUGAACGUACUUGAGAUAUCAACAAAAACAGAAUUUCACUCAGUUCAAUUUCGUUCGUUUGACCUUUUUCAGUCUCAUAAUUUUGUGUUGCAGGCAAUUGACCACGGAAUGAAAGCGAAGUCAUAUUUCCUCGUAACACCUGGGUCAGAACAGGUGCGAGCAACAAUCGAGAGAGAUGGCCUUACGAAGAUCUUCCAAGAUUUUGGAGGAGACGUACUUGCGAACGCCUGUGGACCUUGCAUUGGACAAUGGGAUCGUCAAGAUAUCCAGAUGGGAGAAAAGAAUACGAUAGUAACGUCGUAUAAUCGGAACUUCACGGGUAGAAAUGAUGCUAAUCCAGCAACUCACGGAUUCGUUACCUCACCAGAUAUUGUCACUGCAAUGGCUAUCGCCGGAACACUUGAUUUCGACCCUCGAAAGGACAAAAUUACUGCUCCUGACGGAACUAAAUUUACACUAAAGCCACCAAGUGGAGUAGCUCUCCCUGCUAAGGGAUACGAUCCUGGUGAGGAUACUUAUCAGGCUCCAUCCGGGACAGGAGAAGUAGAAGUCGAUCCUAGUUCCCAACGUCUCCAACUUCUACAACCGUUCAGCAAAUGGGAUGGCAAAGAUCUAGAAGAUAUGGUUAUUUUGAUCAAGGUCAAAGGAAAGUGCACAACUGAUCACAUUUCUGCUGCUGGACCAUGGCUUAAAUACAGAGGUCAUCUAGAUAAUAUCUCCAAUAAUCUUUUCCUCACUGCCACGAAUGCUGAAAAUGGCGAGAUGAACAAGGUUCGCAAUCAGCUUACCGACCAGUUUGGUACAGUUCCCGAGACAGCACGAUACUACAAGUCCAAAGGAGUCAACUGGGUGGCUGUUGGUGAUGAGAACUACGGCGAAGGAUCAAGUCGUGAACAUGCUGCUCUUGAGCCUCGU